AUGGCGGCCAAAUCUGCUGCAGAAACGUACCUGCCCCAAGCAUCAAUCCCUCCCUCCAGAAAGGAUGCCACUUCGGGCCCGGAGAGGUGCGCGCCUUGUCAUCGUGCGGAUGUCGAUGGGCGGGUUGACCCCAGAGCUGCGGUGCCGCCAGCCGACUUCGCGUGUACGCGCGGCUGCAGGAAGUCCACGGGGGCGGCCCGCAUGCUGCUCUGUGAUGGGUGCACGGGGCUGGCUGGCAUCUGGAGUGCCUGUCCAGGCCCCUCUCAGCGGUCCCGGAAGGGGACUGGUUCUGCGCGCAAAGCAAAGGCGCGCAUGCACUGGAGCCUGGGUCAGCUGCGCGCUAGGGUGCGGUGGCAGCUGGGAUGGCAGGACGAGGGGGUGCUCGCGGCGGGCCCAACCGUGUGA
Molecule: messenger RNA, 405 nt
Organism: Klebsormidium nitens
Lineage: Eukaryota; Viridiplantae; Streptophyta; Klebsormidiophyceae; Klebsormidiales; Klebsormidiaceae
Source: the annotation of a GenBank genome assembly